AUGGCAUCGUCUUCAUCAUCAACAUCAUUCAAACCACCCGCCUCGUUCCUCGAGCUCGUCUCGACCUCAUCGCUCAACUACCGCGAAUGCGCCCUGCUGGGGAUCAUGGCGCAGAUCUCGCACGUCGCUGCGCCUGUGUCCAGCCCUGGUAGUGGUGGUAAACCCACGACGGGCGCUGAUGCUGACGGUGGUGCGACGCUCGAAGAAUACGUCGCCACGGCCCUUCACUACGGGGCCACCGAGUCCGAGAUCCACAACGUCGUGUUCCAGUCCAGCGCCAGCAUCGGGGCUGCCAGGGCCGUGGCGGUGCGGGCCCGCGUCGAGGACGCGCUCAAGAAGUCGUUGUCAUCGUCGCUUCGGGCAGGGCUGCAUCACUUGGAGAAGGAGGUGUUGGUCGGCGGAGGAGGGACUGGUAGUCACAAGACGGUGGUGCGCGACUCGGAUCCCCAGAACACGCGCGGGGUUGUCCCUAUCGUGCUCAUCCACGCCUUGGCUCUGGAUCGGAGGAUGUGGGAUGCCGUCUUUGCGAGUCUUGCCGCCGCGAGCAGCAGCGGAGACAGUCCCCUACGCAUCAUAUCCUACGACAUGCGCGGGCACGGAUACGCCGCCCACGCCCCGUCGGCGCAGUCCCUCACACAGCUCGCCGACGACCUGCACAGCAUCCUGGAGAGGCUGCACAUUCCUCGGGCGGACGUCUACGGACAGUCCUACGGCGGGGCUGUGGCGCAGUACUUUGCACUGAAAUACCCGCAGUCGACACGUUCUCUCGGCCUCAUCACCACCGCUGGCGAAGCGCAACCCUCGUGGAUCACGCGGGCCACACGCGCCGAAGAGGCCGGCUCCGUGCUGCCCCUGCUCCCCGAGACUCUAAUGCGAUGGUUCACACCGGCGGCGAUCGCGCGCAACGAAUGGGGGGUGCGGUACGCGCGGUCGUGCGUCGAGCGCAUCUCGGUGCAGGACUGGGGGGACGCGUGGCGGUGCAUGUCAGGGUUGGACACGCUGGACCAGCUGCGGCAGAGCGGUAGACUGAAAUGUCCCGUGCUCCUGGUCUGUGGGGUGCAGGACCUGAGCACCGGGCCCCAAUGGAUGACCCGGCUGAAGGAGGCAUGUGAGAAGGGUGGUGGAGGUGGCGGGGGGUUGGUCGUGUACAAGGAGGUCGAUCCGGGGGUGCAUAUGAUGGCGCUGGAGCAGGGGGAGGCGUUGACGAGGGAGAUCUUGGAGUUUCGGCGGAGGGUGGAUCGAGAGGGUGUGUGA
Messenger RNA from Fonsecaea erecta, 1254 nucleotides. RefSeq lists its product as hypothetical. Lineage: Eukaryota; Fungi; Ascomycota; Eurotiomycetes; Chaetothyriales; Herpotrichiellaceae. The transcript has a single exon. The record is from RefSeq and is a predicted model, not a curated record. The coding region runs from base 1 to 1254 and encodes 417 amino acids.